GCGUCACUCUUCGUUAUUUAUGAAAGCAAAGUUCAGAACGGCUUCCUCACCACUUACCGCAGCAGUGGGCCUUUUCCCAUCACUUUCACCGAAAACACUCUCUUCUUCCUUUCUCUCCCUAAACUCUAAAGCAAGAAAGCUUUUUCAGACCUUCAUGUGUUCAGUUCUUUUGCAGUCUCCUCUUUGUGUUCUUUUAAAAGUCCAGGAAAAAUUAUGUGGGUUCUCUUUAGUCUUUAAUGGCCUCCACUUUGUUACUAUCUUGGAGGUUUAAUUGCAGAGAGUCUCUUUCCUGAAUCAGGGAAUCUGUUUGUAAAGGCCAGAAUUUGGAUUUUUUAAAACCCUCGUUUUAAUAUAAAACUUUUGCUUAUCUAUCCUCUUCAAUGGAACCUGACCAAUGAAACAGUCGAUUUACUCUCUUUUUUUUUCUCCAAUUUUUGCAGCUGAAGAUUGAUUUUUUAAGUUUUGGUUCCAUUUUUUCUUUACGAAGAUGACUAUUUGAUUUUUUUUUGGAAAUUUUUGGGUCUCAAAAUGGACCAGUUCUCACACAUAUAUUAUGGAGUGAUGAAAUCUUUCUCUGUUAAGAACAAAAAGUUGAGGUGCCCUAAAGAGGAAGGAAGAGAAGUUGCAGAAACCCUAGCAAGAGGUGCCAAGAAGAACUCUCAGCUCCUCUGCUCUCUCAAUUCCUCAAAUCCUCAUGUUUCUGUGUUUUCACAGAGGGGAAAGAAAGGGAUAAACCAGGAUUGCACGGUAGUUUGGGAGGAAUUCGGUUGUCAAAAAGACAUGGUAUUUUGUGGGGUAUUUGAUGGGCAUGGUCCAUGGGGCCACUACAUUUCAAGAAAAGUUCGAGAUUGGAUGCCUCCUACUUUGCUGUGCCAGUGGCAAGAGAUUCUUGCUUUGAAUCACCUUACUUCGAAUGUGAAGAAGCCCUGCAAAACUGUGGGAAACGAUGUGAAAUUUGGAGGGAUGGAUUGUAUUGAAGCAUUUGAUAUUUGGAAGCAGUCUUUUCUUAGAACUUCAGCGUUGAUUGAUGAGGAACUUCAUAGGCAUCGAGGUAUAGAUAGCUACUAUAGUGGUACAACUGCAGUUACCAUAGUCAAGCAGGGUGAUCUCAUUGUUGUUGCAAAUGUUGGCGACUCCCGCGCGGUGUUAGGGACAACCUCUGACGAUGGCAAUUUGGCUGCAGUCCAGCUAACAGUUGACUUGAAACCAAAUUUACCUCAGGAGGCAGCACGUAUAAGGCAUUGCAAUGGCCGUGUAUAUUGUUUACCUGAUGAACCAGGAGUCAAUAGGGUAUGGUUGCCAAAUGAAGAAUCACCAGGGCUUGCAAUGUCGAGAGCCUUUGGAGAUUAUUGCCUCAAAGAUUUUGGCCUUAUUUCUGUGCCUGAAGUGACUUACAGGCAUCUAACCAACAAUGACCGCUUUCUUCUCCUCGCUUCUGAUGGAGUGUGGGAUGUUUUAUCGAACCAAGAAGCAGUAGAGAUAAUUGCUUCUUCUCCUCAAAGAGAAACUGCAGCCAAAAGGCUGGUUGAAUGUGCAGUGAAGGCAUGGCGUUGGAAGAAACCCGGUUUAGCAGUGGAUGACUGUGCAGCUGUCUGUUUCUAUUUGGACAAUUUUUUAUCUCCAAAUAAGCAGAUUAACUCAUUUAAGCCAGCUUCCUCCUCAAGGGUAGAGAGAUAUCGAAACGAAAAAGCAUAUAAUAUAGGCAAAGGACUUCUCUGCAAAUAGGCGAGUUUCCAACUGCCAUUCUCAGUUUCAUUAUUUGUCUUUUAUAACCCCAAUCAAUUGGAGUUUGGUAUAUUCUCAAACAGAUGUUUCUCAUCUACUAGAAAAUAAUCUCUGUGGGCCUUUAGAUAUUUGUAUUUAUCAACCAAUCUUAUUUCCUUUAUUUUCUAUUCUUGUGUUAUUUU
Messenger RNA from Amborella trichopoda, 1907 nucleotides. RefSeq names its product putative protein phosphatase 2C 34. NCBI's taxonomy places the organism in Eukaryota, Viridiplantae, Streptophyta, Magnoliopsida, Amborellales, Amborellaceae. The record is from RefSeq and is a predicted model, not a curated record. Gene Ontology annotation, biological process: protein dephosphorylation. Gene Ontology annotation, molecular function: protein serine/threonine phosphatase activity.